Solanum stenotomum is the source of this 752-nucleotide messenger RNA. Its product is annotated as purine permease 1-like. Gene Ontology annotation, cellular component: membrane. Gene Ontology annotation, molecular function: purine nucleoside transmembrane transporter activity. The transcript has a single exon. The annotation marks the transcript as partial. The record is from RefSeq and is a predicted model, not a curated record. NCBI's taxonomy places the organism in Eukaryota, Viridiplantae, Streptophyta, Magnoliopsida, Solanales, Solanaceae.
AAUACUAGAAAACAAUUUCCUUUAAAAACAUUUUCCCUCAAAAGACAAAUACACCUCAAUCUAAAGUCACUUUAACUUAUAUGUACCACUAAUAAAUAUACACCCACAAAUUAAUAUAUCUCUCACACAUUCACAAAAAAAUAUGGACAUGGAAAUUGAGCAAGAGGGCAACUACAAUAAGCCUAAGAAACUCAAGAAUUUCAUGUCAAUUAAGACACUUCUAAUUCUCAUAUAUUGUAUCUUCCUUUCAGUUGGCCAAAUAUCAGGUGUAUUGCUUGUUAGAAUUUAUUAUUUACAUGGUGGAAAAAGAAAAUGGUUGCAAUCUUCAUUGCUAACAGCAGGAUUCCCAAUCUUGAUUUUACCAAUUUAUAUUUCUUAUGUAAAAAAAAAGACCAAUAACAAUAAUAUUAGAUUUUUUGCCACACCUAAAUUAGCAAUAUUUAGUGCUAUUUUAGGUAUCCUUCUUGGUAUUUGUAGCUACCUCUACACUAUUGGCGCGUCAUAUCUUCCCGUUUCGAUUUCUUCUCUGCUCUCUUCAACGUCCCUUGCAUUUACCGCGAUUUUCGCGUAUUUCAUGGUGAAACAUAAGUUCACACAUUAUUCCGUGAACGCGGUGGUGUUGAUGAUGUUAGGGUCAAUUAUAUUAGGGUUACACAUGAAUGGAGAUCGUCCGAUAGGUGAAUCGAAUAGACAAUACACGUUAGGGUUUGUGAUGACAAUUAUUGGUGCGGCUCUUUGUAAUGACCCUACAG